AUGGAUAAACCAUUCCUAGCAAAUUUAACAGCAACAAUUUUCGAACUAAUAUGGUACAGAAGAAACAAGAAAAAUCAUGAACAUUUCACCUACGAGUUAACAUAUGAAAGAGUACUCAAGAGAUUCAAGUUAAUCUGCACAGCAGCAUGGGAAAGUAAAGUUCAAUUGGAUCAUUUAAUUCAUAAUUUCUCAUUCUAUGCAGUAAAAAUGGACCCAAUUAAAUUAAAUGCUAAACUUAUGGACAAUCUCGAAUUUGAUAGAGAUGGUUAUGUUUUUGGUACUUUAGAAUUAACUUUUGAUGCUAGAUCAGGUGGUGAUGUAUACUAUUCAUGUGCCAAUGUUCGUUUCCAAAAUACAACUGCUGCUGCUAAAAGUAAAGGUCAAAAAAUCAAAGUUGAAUCAACUUUAACUCUUACUGACGGUAAAGGUAACCAACGUGGUGAUAUUGAAUCUGAUGGUAAAGCAACUGAACUCAUCGUCCCAGAUUUAAUCAGUCACGAAGCUAAAGUAGACUCUGAAGAUAUUUACCUUUUAAUUGAUAUAUUGAAAAUAAAAAAUAUAGGAUUUACACAAUAA
Molecule: messenger RNA, 576 nt
Organism: Dictyostelium purpureum
Lineage: Eukaryota; Evosea; Eumycetozoa; Dictyosteliales; Dictyosteliaceae
Exons: 2
Coding region: 1-576 (191 amino acids)
Source: RefSeq, a predicted model, not a curated record